This is a messenger RNA of Pterocles gutturalis (yellow-throated sandgrouse), 423 nucleotides long. RefSeq names its product chromosome unknown open reading frame, human C1orf131 (gene FSAF1). The transcript is spliced from 5 exons. The annotation marks the transcript as partial. NCBI's taxonomy places the organism in Eukaryota, Metazoa, Chordata, Aves, Pterocliformes, Pteroclidae. The record is from RefSeq and is a predicted model, not a curated record.
ACCAAAAUAGCAGAUCAAGAGAAAAAUGCGAACAAGCAAGAAUUUAACUUUGAAAAAGCUCGUCUGGAAGUGCACAAGUUUGGAAUCACUGGCUACAAGAAGCAGGAACAACGUGCAUGGGAACAGGAGCGUGCUAUCAUGCUGGGAGCCAAGCCCCCCAAAAAGGAACAUGUGAACUACAAGACCUACCAAGAGAAAAUGAAAGAGAAAAAAGCACUGAAGGAUGAUGAUAAGGGAAAGGAACAUAAAGAUGAUUCUCUUAAGAAGAAGAAGAAGAGGGAACAAAAGGAGAGGAAGGCCAAAAGGAAGAAAUCAGUGCCUAGCAUUUGGCCUGCAGGACAAGUUGGAAAAUUCAGAGAUGGGACCUUGGUUCUGCAAAGCUAUGACAUAAAGAAAAUUAAAUCAUCUAAAGUUAUCAAAUGA